AGGGAGGAGGGCACCCAAGGCCUGGCGUGCGUGUCAACUUUGCAGACAUGACGUGCCUCCCAUCGCUCGGCACUGUCAAGUAUGCAAGGUGUGCAUCUGGGAGCGCGAUCACCACUGUUUCUUCAUUGGAAACUGUGUGGGCAGAGACAACAUCAACGCCUUCAACCUCCUGUGUAUCCUGACAGCGACGUGCGGCUUCCUCUACCUGGCUGUGGUGAUGGGAGGGGCGGUGCUGCGCGAGAAAGAGCUGCGGGGUGCUGACUGGAUUCUUGGCUUCAUUAGUCUAAGUCUUCUUUUAGGCUGUAUAUACAUGUACCUUUACGUAAAGAACCGCCGCAGACGUAUGAUGCAGAGGUUUCCCAUGUUCUUUGAGUGACGAAACACUCUCCUUGGCGGUGUUCGGUGAGGUGAGGGAAAAGUAACGCAAAAUGAACCCUAAGAAUUUAGUUUACUGGUAAUGAAUGUGAUGACCUGCCUCGCGUCGGUGUUUGGUUAUAUUGCCUCAGUGAAGGAUCCCGCACUCAACAACGCCGGCAGAAACAUGAGCGCCACCACCACCAAGUGUUCGAGUCGAUGGAGGCCAACAAGGGACACAUGAAGGACAGGGACAUGCAGAGUGAGCUGGGACGCGCCGCCAACGCGGAGGGUCCUCACCAAGGCCUGGACUGGUACGGUGUGGAUGCCCUGCUAGUGGUCCAGACUGGAGCUGGCAAGAAAGUGAAGGAAACCCUCCUUCACUCCUUCAAUUGUGAUGGCGGCGAGGCAGGAGGGAGAGGCCAUCGAUCGCGCCGCCCUGUGCCAGACCCAUCCAUGCCUUUCCUGCACAAGUUUCACUUUUCAGGAAACAUACACAUCAUUUCAUUUGAAGUACUUUAAUGCACAAGUAACCACACUCGUAUACAGACAAUUAUGUCUUAACUGAGGCUGGCUGCUGUACAGGAUGAAUGUGAGGGCUGCGUCCGUUAGGACUAGAGGCAGGAUCGCCGCGAUGCUCCUUCCACAUGACCGGGAUACAUAACAUGCACGAGUUUCUUUACAAGUGUGGAUGAGCCAGCUGCUUUUAACAUUUCAUUAUCUGCAGGUGCAGACCGUCUUCCUGGUGCUGGUGCUCCUGUCACCUCCAGCGGCAGCAUCCUGGAUAUUCCCUGACCAGAAGCAGGCGGCGCCCAGCAGCAGGGACACUGAGGGCGUGAGCGCAGACCUCAACCUGCUCACCCUAGUAUCUGGCCAGUCACCGCCUACAGCAGCAAAUGAUGGCCUCGCGCUGCUCCGCCACCUGCUGCAGGCCCAGAGGAACAAGGUGCCGCGGAGCCUGAACGCCCAAACGCCCUCGCUCAAUCCCCCCUCGGGUGUCACCAUCCACCACGGCAGUCUCCUCCCCCAGCAGUUCAAGUCCUCGCAGAGCUCUCAGAGUUGCUGCACUGGCUCAGGUUUCAAGCCCAGCACGUACUUGCUCUCCCCAGCUAACAAACUUGGAGGUGCUGCGCCAUACAAGCACGCCAUAACUACCACAACAACCACACACAAACCCUCACACACAAUCAAGGCUAUCAAUAUCUACAGGCCAGUUUUCAAUUCUAUAAUUACAACUCACAAACCAGAAUUUAUCUAUGUGGAUGAUUUAACUCAGCCUCCUCUCUCCUAUUCCACUACAGCUCCACCACAAACUUACAACUCCAUCAUUGACCUUAUCACAACCAACACGCCAACACACAACAGUAACUAUGGCACCACUAACCCUCCUUACAAAGCCACCACUACCACCACCACCACUUUUAAACCCCAAAGUAGUUACAACCAGAUAUCUUACGAGUCACCUGACAAGUACAAGCCAACCAGCACCGUACAUAGACAGAUCAGCACCAGCACAUCGCAUAGGUUACCUCACCGCGACCAUCACCACGUCGCCAGCACCUUGAAGCCUCGCAGACAGGGUCGUGGUUAUCGCUACGGAUACGAGGUUAACUCCCAACACCAUGGCACCUCCUUCGGCCAUCACGAGCUCAGCGACGGGAACACAGUCCAAGGGGAGUACCGCGUGCAGCUGCCUGACGGUCGCCUGCAGGUUGUGACUUACACGGCGGAUGGUGAGCGAGGCUUCCGGCCAGUGGUGCGGUACGAACAAGGAAGAUAGAGUAUUCCUGAGGUACAAUUAUUUGUUUACUUACGGUACAAGGAUGAGUAUUCCGGAGGUACAAUAACCUGUUUUCUUAGGGGAUACAGUAUUCCUGAGGUAUUUGUCUACUUUCAGUACUAGGAUCCCCCAUUAAGAACUUUCCUGAGAUACAAUAAUUUAUUUACUUAGGGUAUGAGGAUCCCACACGAAGAUCGAGGUACAAUAAUGUGCUUAGUUUUGGUACAAGGAAUAUCCCACCCACAGAAGUAGAGGUACAAUAAUGUGUCUACUUUGGGUACGAGGAGUAUCCCACACAAGAAGAUAGAGGUACAAUAAUGUGUCUACUUUAGGUACGAGGAAUAUCCCAUCCUCUGCCACCACUUGCUUUGAUCCUCAGCCAUCCAGAAGGUACAUCAUCUGAGGCUUGGACUUGAGUCUCGAGCUUAGAGGAUCUCAUACAUUAAAAAAAAAAAAAAAAAAAAAAGGUAUAUGCCAUAAUCCA
Scylla paramamosain (green mud crab) is the source of this 2618-nucleotide messenger RNA. RefSeq lists its product as uncharacterized. Lineage: Eukaryota; Metazoa; Arthropoda; Malacostraca; Decapoda; Portunidae. The record is from RefSeq and is a predicted model, not a curated record. The transcript is spliced from 3 exons. Gene Ontology annotation, cellular component: extracellular matrix. The coding region runs from base 1046 to 2134 and encodes 362 amino acids.